GUCUAUCGCAGUCCAGAUACUUUUUGAAUUUCAUUUCGCAGCGCAGUAAUCAAAAAGCUGUUCGUGGGUUUUUUCGUUCCGUUGCGCCGCUGCCUCCGAACAAUUGCAGGGGAACAAAAAACACUCUAUUUUUUUGCGCCUGUCUUACAAUUGUUGCUGUGCCGACCACUAAUUUGUUGCCCUUAACUGUUAACGCCCCCCCCGAAAAAACGGUGAUUGCAAAAUAAUCGCAAUUAAAAAAAAAAGAAGAGGAGGGAAGACCAACAAGUGCGCUCACACACACAUUGUUUCGCACCAAUUGAAAGUGAAUUGCAAGUGAAAAUAGACUAGAAGUGGAGCAAUUUCAGCAAAUUGUUGCACACGAAAAUAACGAAACAGCUGUGCGCCUUUUUUUGUUAUUUGUUUUUGUUCUCGCCGUGUCGCCGCUGCGUGGGAGUGCCAAAGGAGCGAGUGAGAUAGCGGUAACCGCUGCAUCUGCAUCUGCUGAGAGAGAGAGAGAGAGAGAGAGAGAGAGAGAAAGAGCGACAACAUGACCGACCUCAACGAACUAAUGGGAUCCCCUUUCGUGCGUGUGAAGCUGGUGGCCUUUGUGCACUUCUUCUUCAUCUCGAAUGCCAUGCUGGGCACCUGGGGCCACGGGGCGUAUGAGUUCUACAACUUCCUGUUCCUCAUCGCCAUGUUCUGGACGAUGCACAGCAAGGACUCCAUCGAGGCGGUCCAAACGGCGCUCGUCAUCAACGCUUCUAGCAUUUUCUUUGACAUAGUCAGCAUUGCUCUCCAUUAUGGUAUCAUGAAUGGCUGGGCCGUGGCGUUUAGCAUCAUCAAUCUGAUACUGCGCCCGGUGAGCGUGGCCCUGCUCUACAGGGAGUUCAACACGAGGGGCGGCACCCUGCAGACGGGAUCGGUGUUCCCAACCAGCCAGCAGCGCAGCUACCAGGACAUCGACCGGCCCACACAGCCCACACCGACCAACUCGCAGCCCGGCCCCAAUGUGGCCAGCAUCUUCUAGGCUCUCCAAUCGCCCUUCCAAGUACCUAGACCCAUCACAUCGCUAGCACUAGAGAUCCCAGAUGGAACAGCAAAGACAACCCAUAUAUAGAAAGACUCCACUAGUCAGUGUCGCUGCCUGCUGAAGACGAAAAUUCCCCGUGAACGCGAAUCAAAAUUUGAUAUAUAUUAUAUAUAAUUAUGUGUGUUGUUUUUUUUUCUGUCGAUUUUGUCGAACAUUGUUUUGUUAGUGCAAUAUUGUGAGAGAGACAACGAUUAAGGUUAAGCAUUGUAGUUAAAAAUGGAAUCGGAAUUGUCCCUUAUAUACAUAUAUAUUUUUUUUUACGUUGGUAACAAAUAAAGACGGCUAAUCAAAUAAAUUAUACAUAUAUAUAUAUAUAUAUUUAUAUUCGUAUUUGUAUUUGUAUAACAAAGAUUGCAAUUCUACAUUAUACUUAUCCUAGAUAACGUUAACGCUAAUUGUAAACUGUAAACCCAACAGAAUAUUGGAAAAAUAAAAAGCGGGCGUCAUCAUUUGUAAAACAAUAAA
Messenger RNA from Drosophila subpulchrella, 1537 nucleotides. Its product is annotated as type-1 angiotensin II receptor-associated protein. The transcript is spliced from 4 exons. Bases 530 to 1009 code for a protein of 159 amino acids. The record is from RefSeq and is a predicted model, not a curated record. Gene Ontology annotation, biological process: angiotensin-activated signaling pathway. Gene Ontology annotation, cellular component: plasma membrane. Lineage: Eukaryota; Metazoa; Arthropoda; Insecta; Diptera; Drosophilidae.